CUAUUACAUAUUGCUGAUUCAAUAUAUAAUACUGGGCCUGCAUGGGCAACCUGGCAGUAUCCCAUGGAAAGGCUAUGUGGAAUGCUAUUGCCUUUGGUUCGUUCUACACAACAUCCUUAUACAAACCUCCAAAAUCAAAUUACAAUGUGGACCCAGUUUUCACAUCUUCAAUAUAAA
Molecule: messenger RNA, 177 nt
Organism: Rhizophagus irregularis DAOM 181602=DAOM 197198
Lineage: Eukaryota; Fungi; Glomeromycota; Glomeromycetes; Glomerales; Glomeraceae
Source: RefSeq, a predicted model, not a curated record